CAUGCGGCAGACAAGGAGCAACGCGUCCUCCGGGCCACGCGGGCAGAAGCGGCCUGGGGUCUCAAGGACUCCUGGCGCCGCUGCCUCGGUUCCCGGCGACACCCGCGCACGGCGCCCCACGGGCCAACCCGGGGACAGGAGCCGGUCGGGGAAGCAGCGGCCGAGGCAGUCGUCGCCGCGGGCCCAGGAGGCGAUUCCCGGGGAGCCGCUGCAGCCGGAGCUGGCGCUGCUGUCGCCGUCCCCCGUUCCGGUGACUCAGACGUCCGCGGUGGCCACGUUGGACCUGGGCGACCAGCGGGAGCGCUGGGAGUCGUUCCAGAAGCGGCAGAAGCUCACCUUCGAGGGUGCCGCUAAGCUCCUGCUGGACACCUUUGAAUACCAGGGCCUGGUGAAACACACAGGAGGCUGCCACUGUGGAGCAGUGCGCUUUGAAGUUUGGGCCUCGGCAGACUUACACAUCUUUGACUGCAACUGCAGUGUUUGCAAGAAGAAGCAGAAUAGACACUUCAUUGUUCCUGCUUCUCGCUUCAAGCUCCUGAAGGGAGCAGAGAGCAUAACCACAUACACGUUCAACACUCACCAAGCGCAGCAUACCUUCUGUAAGAGAUGUGGCGUGCAGAGCUUUUACACCCCUCGCUCAAACCCUGGAGGCUUCGGAAUCGCCCCACACUGUCUGGAUGAGGGCACUGUGCGGAGUGUGGUCAUUGAGGAAUUCAAUGGCAGCGAUUGGGAGAAGGCCAUGAAGGAGCACAAGACCAUCAAGAACAUGUCUAAAGAGUGAGCUCUUGCUUUCUCGCGUCCUGAGGAGUGAUUGGGACCAGUAGCCUUGCUGUCUCCUCUGCACCUCGGUGGUGCCGUGAAGGUGGCUGACCCAGGCUGCUGGUGCCCUUGGCCAGUGGCCCUCUCGGUCUCUGCACUUUGCUCCAUCUACCAGUUUCCUUAGACAGCUCUUUGUCCUUUGUCAGCUCACACUUGGAUGUAGGCUAGUUAGCAUCCUCUUUCUCUUCCUAAUUUUGUGUGAUCUUUUAGAAAAAUAAAUAUUUUAAUAUUAAAGCA
This is a messenger RNA of Molossus molossus (Pallas's mastiff bat), 1056 nucleotides long. RefSeq names its product centromere protein V (gene CENPV). Lineage: Eukaryota; Metazoa; Chordata; Mammalia; Chiroptera; Molossidae. The record is from RefSeq and is a predicted model, not a curated record. The coding region runs from base 2 to 781 and encodes 259 amino acids. Gene Ontology annotation, molecular function: carbon-sulfur lyase activity. The transcript has 5 exons. Gene Ontology annotation, biological process: regulation of chromosome organization; positive regulation of cytokinesis; pericentric heterochromatin formation. Gene Ontology annotation, cellular component: nucleus; spindle midzone; kinetochore.